AUGACAUCCAGACCAAAGCUCAGAGCCCAGAACAGCAGGACAGACCAGAACCUGGACCUAAACCUGGACCUGAACCCAGCUGUGAUCAAUCAGCAGAGACCAGAUUCUUCUGAACCCAGCUGUGUGUCCAUGAACAGUGACCGGUCUAUGGGUCGAAUUAUUGACUUCAAACAUGAACAUCAGUCUGCUGAUCAGAGGUCAGAAUAUAAAAUGAUCCAUCAGCAGAGACCAGAUUCUCCUGAACCCACCUGUGUGUCCAUGAAGAGUGACCGGUCUAUGGGUCGAAUUAUUGACUUCAAACAUGAACAUCAAUCUGCUGAUCAAAGAGUUCAUCAGCAGAGCUUAGAGGUUCUCAGUGGUCAGUCUGUCCAGCAGCAUCAAACACACAUGGACUCCAUAUUUAUGCUCCUGGAGGAGAACAUCAGCAGAUUUGUGAAGAACGAGUUGAAGAAGAUGCAGAAGGGUCUGAGUCCAGAUUACCCAGAAUGCUUAGAGAGUCAGAGUGAGGAUGAGGAGGUGCUGGACGGUGAGGAGGAAGAGCAGAGGAGGAGCAGCAGAGAGGCAUUUCUGAAGAUCACACUGCACUUCCUGAGGAGAAUGAAGCAGGAUGAGCUGGCUGACCGUCUGCAGAGCAGAACUCGUGCGGGCAGGUGUCAACGUAAACUCAAGUCUAACCUGCAGAAGAAGUUCCAGUGUCUGUUUGAGGGGAUUGCUAAAGCAGGAAACCCAACCCUUCUGAAUCAGAUCUACACACCGCUCUACAUCACAGAGGGAGGGACUGCAGAGGUCAAUGAUGAACAUGAGGUCAGACAGAUUGAAACAGCAUCCAGGAAACCACACAGACCAGAAACAACAAUCAGACAAGAAGACAUCUUUAAAGCCUCACCUGGAAAAGAUGAACCAGUCAGAACAGUGAUGACAAAGGGAGUGGCUGGCAUUGGGAAAACAGUCUUAACACAGAAGUUCACUCUGGACUGGGCUGAAGACAAAGCCAACCAGGACAUAUACUUCACAUUUCCAUUCACUUUCAGAGAGCUGAAUGUGCUGAAAGAGAAAAAGUACAGCUUGGUGGAACUUGUUCAUCACUUCUUUACUGAAACCAAAGAAGCAGGCAUCUGCAGGUUUGAAGAGUUCCAGGUUGUGUUCAUCUUUGACGGUCUGGAUGAGUGUCGACUUCCUCUGGACUUCCACAACAAUGAGAUCCUGACUGAUGUUACAGAGUCUACCUCAGUGGAUGUGCUGCUGACAAACCUCAUCAGGGGGAAACUGCUUCCCUCUGCUCGCUUCUGGAUAACCACACGACCUGCAGCAGCCAAUCAGAUCCCUCCUGAGUGUGUCGGCAUGGUGACAGAGGUCAGAGGGUUCACUGACCCACAGAAGGAGGAGUACUUCAGGAAGAGAUUCAGAGAAAAGAAGCAAGUCAACACCAUCAUCUCCCACAUCAAGACAUCACGAAGCCUCCACAUCAUGUGCCACAUCCCAGUCUUCUGCUGGAUCACUGCUACAGUUCUGGAGGAUGUGUUGAAAAGCAAAGAGGGAAGAAAGCUGCCCAAGACCCUGACUGAGAUGUACAUCCACUUCCUGGUGGUUCAGUCCAAACUGAAGAACGUCAAGUAUGAUGGAGGAGCUGAGACAGAUCCACACUGGAGUCCAGAGAGCAGGAAAAUGAUUGAGUCUCUGGGAAAACUGGCGUUUGAGCAGCUGCAGAAAGGCAACCUGAUCUUCUAUGAAUCAGACCUGACAGAGUGUGGCAUUGACAUCAGAGAAGCCUCAGUGUACUCAGGAGUGUUCACACAGGUCUUUAAAGAGGAGAGAGGUCUGUACCAGGACAAGGUGUUCUGCUUCGUACAUCUGAGCGUUCAGGAGUUUCUGGCUGCUCUUCAUAUCCAUCUGAUAUUCAUCAAGUCUGGAGUCAAUCUGCUGGCAGAAGAACAAACAACAUCCUGGUCUGAUGUGUUCAGAGGCAAAUCAACACGUUUCUACCAGAGUGCUGUGGACGAGACUUUAAAGAGUCUAAAUGGACACCUGGACUUGUUCCUCCGCUUCCUCCUGGGUCUUUCACUGCAGACCAAUCAGAUUGUCCUACGAGGUCUGCUGACACAGACAAGAAGUAGCUCACAAACCAAUCAGAAAACAAUCAAGUACAUCAAGAAGAAGAUCAAUGAGAAUGUGUCUGCAGAGAAAAGCAUCAAUCUGUUCCACUGUCUGAAUGAACUGAAUGAUCGUUCUCUAGUGGAGGAGAUCCAACAGUAUCUGAGAUCAGGAAGUCUCUCCACAGAUGAACUGUCUCCUGCUCAGUGGUCAGCUCUGGUCUUCAUCUUACUGUCAUCAGAAAAAGAUCUGGACAUGUUUGACCUGAAGAAAUACUCUGCUACAGAAGAGGCACUUCUGAGGCUGCUGCCAGUGGUCAAAGCUUCAAAUAAAGCUCUGCUGAGUGGCUGCAACCUCUUAGAGAGAAGCUGUACUGCUCUGUCCUCAGUUCUCAGCUCCCAGUCCUCUAGUCUGAGAAAACUGGACCUGAGUGACAACAAACUGCAGGAUUCAGGGUUGAAGCAGCUGUCUUCUGGACUGGACAGUCCACACUGUACACUGGAAACUCUCAGUCUGUCAGGAUGUCUGAUCACAGAGAAAGGCUGUGCUCCUCUGGCCUCAGCUCUGAGCUGCAACCCCUCCCAUCUAAGAGAGCUGGACCUGAGUGACAACAACCUGAAGGAUUCAGGGUUGAAGCAGUUGUCUGCUGGACUGGAGAGUCCACACUGUACACUGGAAACUCUCAGUCUGUCAGGAUGUCUGAUCACAGAGAAAGGCUGUGCUCCUCUGGCCUCAGCUCUGAGCUCCCAGUCCUCUAGUCUGAGAGAGCUGGACCUGAGUGACAACAACCUGAAGGAUUCAGGGUUGAAGCAGUUGUCUGCUGGACUGGAGAGUCCACACUGUACACUGGAAACUCUCAGUCUGUCAGGAUGUGUGAUCACAGAGAAAGGCUGUGCUCCUCUGGCCUCAGCUCUGAGCUCCCAGUCCUCUAGUCUGAGAGAGCUGGACCUGAGUGACAACAACUUGAAGGAUUCAGGGGUGAAACAGUUGUUUGCUGGACUGGAGAGUCCACACUGUACACUGGGAAGCCUCAGUUUGUCAGGAUGUCUGAUCACAGAGAAAGGCUGUGCUUCUCUGGCAUCAGCUGUGAGAUACAACCCCUCCCAUCUGAGAGAGCUGGACCUGAGCUACAAUCAUCCAGGAGACUCAGGAGAGAAGCAGUUGUCUGCUGGACUGAAGGAUCCACGAUGGAGACUGGACACUCUCAGGAUGGACCAUGGUGGAGAGCAGUUGGUAAAGAAGUAUUUCUGUGAAAUCAUACUGGACACAAACACAGUACACAGAAGACUCAAACUGUCUCACAACAACAGGAAGGUAACAUGUGUGGGAGAGAAUCAGUCAUAUCCUGAUCAUCCAGACAGAUUUGAUUACUGGUCUCAGCUGCUGUGUAGAAAUGUUCUGACUGGUCGCUGUUACUGGGAGGUCGAGUGGAGAGGAGAUGUUGAUAUAUCAGUGAGUUACAGAAGAAUCAGCAGGAAAGGAGACGGUUAUGACAGCCGGUUUGGAUUUAAUAAUCAGUCCUGGUGUCUAGAGUGCUCUGAAUUUAAUGGUUACUCUGUCCGUCACAAUAACAGAGAAACAUCCAUCUCUUCCUCCUCCUCCUCCUCCUCCUCCUGUGUCUCCAACAGAGUAGGAGUGUAUGUGGACUGUCAUGCUGGCACUCUGUCCUUCUACAGAGUCUCCUCUGACACACUGAUCCACCUCCACACCUUCAACACCACAUUCACUAAACCUCUAUAUGCUGGGUUUGGGUUCUGGUCUGGUUCAUCAGUGUCUCUGUGUCCUCUGUCUAAGUGA
Molecule: messenger RNA, 3888 nt
Organism: Scomber japonicus (chub mackerel)
Lineage: Eukaryota; Metazoa; Chordata; Actinopteri; Scombriformes; Scombridae
Product: NLR family CARD domain-containing protein 3-like
Exons: 14
Coding region: 1-3888 (1295 amino acids)
Molecular function (GO): protein binding
Source: RefSeq, a predicted model, not a curated record